Molecule: messenger RNA, 1194 nt
Organism: Pseudocercospora fijiensis CIRAD86
Lineage: Eukaryota; Fungi; Ascomycota; Dothideomycetes; Mycosphaerellales; Mycosphaerellaceae
Exons: 9
Coding region: 1-630 (209 amino acids)
Source: RefSeq, a predicted model, not a curated record
AUGAGAGAUAACCCGGCUGGAUAUGAGUGCGCUCUGCUUGGUCUUGGAAUACUAUGUCUGACAUAUGGCAUACCGAUCUUCCCUCGUCUCGCAAGCGACGCAUUUUGGCAAAAUGCGAGGAAGAUGAUCAUCUUGCUUGGGAUGUCGGAUCACGGUAUCAUCAAACUCUCGGGAUGCUACAUCGGUGGACUUCUGGAGGAGUGGAAGAUGCAAUGGACCUCAGACGUGCUUGAUAAAUGCUCAGAAAGUGCAUUCUACGACGCCGCAGACUCCAGCACAAUCACCAGAGCCUGGGAAUUCCGUUCCGCGUUCGAAGCCCAUGUUGAAAGAUGGAUGAAGUACUUUUGCCUGAGGAGGGAUAGAAUUAAGUUUGGUUUUGGUAUGUUGAUGCUAUGGGAGAUCAGACUUUGCAGCAUGGGAGGCCGUCGAGUGAGCUUCAGGAUUCGAAGAUCAUUUGACGCGGGCACAUCAUGGACAUUUGAGACGUCACAUUUCAGGAGUUUUCAGCUUGGUAUGUUAUCUAUACAAACGCACUCCAAGGCGCCGCCGCCCAUGAAGCUUCAUCUGGCAGUGCAGAUGGCUUUUGUGUUGUACAUUCAUGUUCCCAUUCCGACCUUCCUCAUUUAUUGAGAUCAAUCGUCCUCUUUCGACUUGCGGAGUCCUCGAUCGUGCUUCGUGCAUCAUCGUGAUCUUGCCUAGGUGGCAUGGUCUACCAUUCAGCAUCUCCUUAAGAUGCUGCCGGAGCCGCUGCACCACCGCGGGGACCACCGCGUCCACGGCCACGGCCCCUGAACUCGCCUCCCUCGCCACGGCCUCGACCGCCGCCUCGGCCGCCUCUGAACUCGCCAUCUCCACGACCGCGGAAGUUGCCACGACGUCCGCCGCGCCCACGGAACUCAUCAUCACCUCUGCCACGGAAGCCACCGCGCCCACGAGUACGGCCAGGAACCUCGCUGAAGCCAUCUGCAUCCGUCGUUGGAGCUAGAGUGUCCGCAGCGCUGUCGCCCCAGCUAUUGUCUUGCUCUCCUGGAGCUUUGGUGUGCCAUGAUUCUCCAGCUUGGUUGCCAGUCGCAGCCUCGUGUGACUCUUCAGCCCAGCUUGUACCUUGUUGUUGUGUCGGAGCGGGAGUCUCAGCUGGAAUCUCCACCUCUUCGGAAGGGCGAGGGACAAUCUCGUAGCUCUCCUGGAGACUGC